Messenger RNA from Meloidogyne enterolobii, 853 nucleotides. The record is from the annotation of a GenBank genome assembly. NCBI's taxonomy places the organism in Eukaryota, Metazoa, Nematoda, Chromadorea, Rhabditida, Meloidogynidae.
UUAUUUCGACGGUUUCCUAUUCUCUCUGUUUUCUUCCCUAUUCUUACAACUCUCUUCGACAUUUUGUCACUUUCUGUCCUUAGUGGCAUUUUUAUAACUGACAUUUUUUCGCUUAACAUCCUUUUAGGCAUUUUGUCGUUUUUCCGUUUUGAUAUUUACCACAAUUAUUUUCUUUGUACAGAAAUUAUCAAAAGACCAACUCUUCAUGUUUUUCAUUUGGCCAACUACCCAUUAUUUUUCCAUUUUGUCUAAAAGGGAAAUUUCCUGACCAGCCAAUUUUUCAUUUCCACAUUGCAAAUUUUAUUUUUGAACACGUCAACAAUUGUUUAUUUUUUAAAAAUUUAAUUUUUUUAGUUUAAUUAAUUUUAUAGAGGCGGUGUUUAUUAAAAAUGAAUUGGCUUUAUUUUUCUCUAUUUUUCUGCUUAUUUGGAAUAAAAAAUUCUUUUGGUUAUUUUAUUCAUAUCGAUGCAAAUGAAGAAUUGUGCUUUUUUGAUAGAGUAGUUUCUGGAACUAAAAUGGGUUUAAUGUUUGAAGUUGCGGAAGGCGGAUUUCUUGAUAUUGACGUUAAGAUUGUUGGCCCGGACAAUAGCGAGAUUUAUAAAGGCGAACGUGAAAGCUCAGGAAAAUAUACCUUUGGUAAACUUUUGUUAAAAACACUAUGUUAAUUUUAAUUUAGAAUAGGAGGUCGAGGGAAGAUUUUCGGGGGUAUUUGACUUUUUUUGUGGGAUUUGACGGGGAUAUGAUUUUCUCUUCGGGAGACUUGAUAGGGGAUUUAGUCUUUUUCUUCGCGUGGGAUUUGAUUGAAAAUUUACUUUUUUGCAAGGGCGUAGCCAGAGGUAGGGGGGCUUCUGGG